Messenger RNA from Paraglomus brasilianum, 222 nucleotides. The record is from the annotation of a GenBank genome assembly. NCBI's taxonomy places the organism in Eukaryota, Fungi, Glomeromycota, Glomeromycetes, Paraglomerales, Paraglomeraceae.
AUGAGUUCUGAGAGCGGUGAUGACGUUCUCCUGAAUUGGUUCGAAUCCAACGACUCGGGCGAUGAUGAUGAAUUCCUGUCGCAAGAGGACAUCGGGGAGGAGGAUGAGGAGAGUGCCGAGGAGGUAGGGCUAGAGAGCCUGCGACGGGUAUUGAACCUUUAUAACAUUUGCAUUACAUUUGAUGAAUUUAUGAUCUCCAAUAAUGACAUCCGAUCACUCUAG